Molecule: messenger RNA, 420 nt
Organism: Linnemannia hyalina
Lineage: Eukaryota; Fungi; Mortierellomycota; Mortierellomycetes; Mortierellales; Mortierellaceae
Source: the annotation of a GenBank genome assembly
AUGGCAGAGGAGAUCAAGCAGAAGGUGCGCAAGAAGAUCGCCAAGAGGUUCAGCUCUUCCAUCGAAGGUGAUACUAUCGAAUUGUUCAAGUCCAAGUACCAAGGAGAAAGUGCAGCACGGGCGAUCAAAGAGUCAAUCCAGCCUUUGGUCCAAGAGUCGCAAACCCAGCGGCUGAUCGGAGAGUUUGUUGAGACAUUGGCUGUCGGGAUGCACGCCGCAGAGGAGACGAAGAGGGCAGAGUUGCAGAAAGCCUCACCGCCAAUGACUAUAACCAAUGUCUAUCGUCGCAAAGCCAAGCGGGAUGCUGUCACAAAGGACGAGCGAGAGAUCCUUACUCAUCUACACGUGCGUCUCGAACCCUACGAUACCGACAAGGAGCAACAGGGUGUUGAGCAGAUGGAAAUAAAUAAUGAAACUUGA